This is a messenger RNA of Penicillium taxi, 690 nucleotides long. RefSeq names its product PaaI family thioesterase. The transcript has a single exon. Lineage: Eukaryota; Fungi; Ascomycota; Eurotiomycetes; Eurotiales; Aspergillaceae. The record is from RefSeq and is a predicted model, not a curated record. Bases 1 to 690 code for a protein of 229 amino acids.
AUGUUGAAUUUAAUUGGAACGAUGGAUCCAGAUACAGAAGCUGCCAUUGUUCAUUUCAGACCUGAUCCGUGGAUCAAUUCCCUCAUUUCUUCAAAGGACUACACACCGAUCUCAACAGAAGCACGCAGCCCAAAGCCUAACGGCGAAGACAAUUUCUUCUCCAGAACAACAAAAACCGAGAACACGAUUCCACAUGUCUUAACCCUUCAACGGCGAGACGUUUCUCUACCACCAUCCAAAGUCCCAACCUGGCUUCCUGCAACGAAGCAAGAUGUUGCGGCGGCCAAGGCAAACCCGACUCCAAGCGCAACACCGCCUGAUGUUCUCAUGAUUUUUGCGCUCCAAGAUGGAGUACUCGGUCGUCCGGAGACGACUCAUGGUGGAAUUACGGCCACCUUGAUUGAUCAGGCUAUGUUCAAUGCUAUUGCGGCGCAUACCAGCCAACUACCGAGAUCUGGCGAUCCGGUUACUGUUCAAUUAGAUGUGCGGUAUAAAGGGCAGGUGACGACGCCUGGAGUCUUGGUUAUUCGUUCAAGGGUUGUUGCGCGUGAUGGAAAGAAGUUUUGGGUGCGAGCGCAAGCUAUUCAAGAAGAUGAUGACUCUGGUGGUCAUUUAGAGUGGACGAAACGGGAGAAGGUCAAGGCUGAUGCUAUGGGUUUCUGGAUUCUCACGCCAGCUGAAAAGUUGUAA